This is a messenger RNA of Amphimedon queenslandica, 1436 nucleotides long. RefSeq lists its product as uncharacterized. Gene Ontology annotation, cellular component: mitochondrion. The transcript is spliced from 4 exons. Lineage: Eukaryota; Metazoa; Porifera; Demospongiae; Haplosclerida; Niphatidae. Bases 32 to 1357 code for a protein of 441 amino acids. The record is from RefSeq and is a predicted model, not a curated record. Gene Ontology annotation, biological process: piRNA processing. Gene Ontology annotation, molecular function: RNA endonuclease activity producing 5'-phosphomonoesters, hydrolytic mechanism.
UCUCUUAAAGUACAUUUGAAGGCAAAGACCGAUGCAUUGUUCACGCCACUUUCUCUUGUUGCUUCUCAUAGCAGCUCUUCCUUUUCCACUGGAGGGGAACAGCCAUUGCUUUGAUCAUCAGAUAGGCAAAUAUCAUGCAAACUCUGAGUUUGUCUCCAAGACUUGCUCCCAGAGCUGUACUGUUAUGCCUUUUUUCUCUCCCGACAAUGCUUUAGAGGCUCACUUAAAUCUGUUUGAAGAAGCACAAGAAAGCAUCACAAUUGUAAAUCCAACCUUUGAGAGUUGGGAUCCAACUUGUAGCCACAAUCACAACCAAUGUACUAAGUGCUGCACCGGCUGUGAUAUCUCUUACUACAGGACUGGUGAAGGGUUUCCGGUCUUUGCAGCUCUUCUCAAUGCCAUCAACUUGAGAAACGUGAGCAUUAGGAUCCUCACUAAUAAUUACUCUUCUACCACUUGGCCUGAGAAAGCAACAAUGCUAGACUGGCUUGCUGUGAAUAAUAUAUCAGUAAGAAUGUACAAGACGACAUAUUUCCUUCAUGCAAAGUAUGCCUUCAUUGACGGGGGAAAGAAAACUCUCAUCUCGUCAGUGAAUUACAGUAAAACGUCAUUCAUGAAGAAUAGGGAGUCAGGAGUGAUCAUAUCUCAAUGCAGUGACUGUGAAACAUUGAAAUUAUAUCAGACGGUGUUUGAAAGUGACUGGGAAAUAGCCGAUCCUUAUGUUUUUGAUAAUCAAUACACUGACGACCAGUUAAAGAGCAUGAGAGAUCCAGCGUUUUACCCUUAUCCCAUUGUGAAGCCACCAGGUGAACGUGUUCCAGAUAUCCAAACAACGAUGGCUUUACAAGACUUCAAUGAUGUACAAAUCUCUGGAUAUGUGGCACCAGACAAUGCGAGGAAAACCUUUAUGGGAUCAUUGCAAAACAUCCAAUCGAAACUAAUUGUCCAUAUCUAUGCUAUUACUAGUGCUAAGAUAUGCAAAGAAAUUGUCGAUUUGAAGAAUACAAAUGGAAUUAAUGUGACUCUGCUGGUGAGCUGGAACACUGCUGGAGCAGUCAAAAAAUACACAGAACAUUGCUAUAGGAAUCUAACGAAUAACGGGAUUACCAUACGCAAGUCAAGUCACAGUUUUUUAUUCUCUCAUCAAAAGUACUGGAUAAUUGAUGACAAAGAAGUCCACUUGAGCACAGGUAAUUGGGCAGAGUCAGAUUUCCCCAUAGGCAAGGAAUGGCCACCAUCCAAGGCUGCCAACCGUGACAUGCUGGUAAUAAUGCAAAAUCCUUCACUUGUUAAAUUUUAUGGAGACGUUUUCGAGCAUGACUUCAAAUUGGGAAAUGAUAUACCGGGCGGACAAUGAGUUAUUACCUGAGUGUACAUUAACUAUUUUUAUGCUGCUUUACUAAUAAUAAUUACUAGAAACUUUUAGAUACAAACAA